Molecule: messenger RNA, 1839 nt
Organism: Elaeis guineensis (African oil palm)
Lineage: Eukaryota; Viridiplantae; Streptophyta; Magnoliopsida; Arecales; Arecaceae
Product: BTB/POZ and MATH domain-containing protein 2
Biological process (GO): protein ubiquitination
Molecular function (GO): protein binding
Source: RefSeq, a predicted model, not a curated record
CUUUUCUGACCAAUUUAAACCCCCCGACCCACCGAACCUUCACCGUCUUCUUCUUUCUCUUCCGACUUCUCUCUCUUUCGAAUUCGUCUCUCCUUGCCUUAAUAGCCCCGAACCAAACCCUAGCCCUAACCCUCCCGUCUCCAAAUCCACCAAGUCCAAUCCAAAACCCCUCUGAGAGGAUCUAGUCAAGAUCUCUCAGAGGAACCCUAGAAAUCCCCCAACUCACCGAGAACCCUAACAUUCAGAUCAUCAUCAUCAUCUCUUCUCACCCCCAAUUCCCCAAUUUUUCCCCAAAAAUUAAUUCUUGUCGGCGAUCCCUCGACCAAUCCCACCCAAAUCCGCUCCAAUUUUGCCCUUUCCGCUUUCCAAUGGGCGCCGGUAGGGUUUGCAAGGGCGGCGCCUCCGCGAGGCCCUCCUCGUCGUCGUCUUCCUCCUCUCUGGCCCCUCAGCCGCCGUCCGAGACUGCCUCCACCUCCGUGACGGAGACGGUGAACGGGUCGCAUCAGUUCAAGAUCACAGGUUAUUCGCUGUCCAAGGGCAUGGGGAUCGGCAAGUACAUCGCGUCGGACACCUUUACGGUGGGGGGAUAUGAGUGGGCCAUCUACUUCUACCCGGACGGGAAGAGCGUGGACGACGCGGCGGCGUACGUGUCGUUGUUCAUCGCCCUGGCAAGCGAGGGGACUGACGUGCGGGCGCUGUUCGAGCUGACGCUGCUGGACCAGAGCGGGAAGGAGCAGCACAAGGUCCACAGCCACUUUGGGAGGACCCUCGAGGGCGGUCCCUACACCCUUAAGUACCGUGGCAGCAUGUGGGGUUAUAAACGGUUUUUCAAAAGAACUAGCUUGGAGACAUCAGAUUAUCUUAAAGAUGAUUGCCUAUCAGUUAGUUGUAGUGUUGGUGUUGUUAGGUCACGUACAGAAGGACCCAAGAUCUACACCAUUCCAGUACCACCCUCUAACAUAGCUCAGCAUUUUGGUCAGCUUCUGGAAAGUGGAAAGGGAACUGAUGUAGCUUUUGAAGUUGAUGGGGAGAUCUUUGCUGCUCACAAAUUGGUGCUUGCAGCUAGGUCACCUGUGUUCAGGGCACAACUUUUUGGUCCAAUGAAGGACCGUAACAUGCAGUGCAUAAAGGUUGAAGAUAUGGAGGCCACUGUUUUUAAGGCUUUACUUCAUUUCAUAUACUGGGAUUCGCUACCUGACAUGGAAGAGCUUACUGGCUUGAACACAAAAUGGGCAUCCACUUUAAUGGCUCAGCAUUUGCUUGCUGCAGCAGACCGAUAUGCACUGGAGAGGCUUAAGUCACUCUGCGAAGUCAAGCUAUGUGAGGAUGUUGCCAUAAAUACAGUGGCUACCACUUUAGCUUUGGCCGAGCAGCACCACUGUUUUCAGCUUAAAGCUGUUUGUCUCAAAUUUAUUGCAUUACCUGAAAAUCUCAGAGCUGUGAUGCAGACUGAUGGGUUCGAGUAUUUGAAAGUCAGUUGCCCCUCUAUCUUGACAGAGCUCCUGGAUUAUGUGGCCAGAGUAGGAGAGCAUUCUGUCAUUCCCUGCACAUAUGCAAAUGAAGCCCUUGAUGGCAGUGAUGCCAAUGGAAGGCGUGUCAAGCCCCGGAUAUAGCAUGGUGGUGUUGUUCCCAUACCAGAAGCUAUUGGAAACUUUCUGUACUUUUAAUAUGCCUUUUUUUAAUGUAAAGAGUUUUUGGGUUUGUGGUCUUUCUAAAGUCAUGAUAUCUUCAUUGAGUCCUCUACUCUGUACCUUUACUUCAUUAAUCGCCUAUGUCAGUGAAAACAUGCUAAUGAUGUAUUUCAUUAAUGUUCUGCAGCAUGCCGUCGUGCACAGGUUU